AUGAAUUUCCAAGAAAAUAAUUAUAAUUCCAGUAAUAAUAGUGAAAGUAGAAGUGGUGAAUUUGGUGCUGGUGGAUUUGAUGAAAAUAAUACCUUUUCUAAUGAUAGUAAUAAUCGUUUAGGCGAGGAAACCCUUGAAGAAUUAGAAAAAUCUUUAAAUCCUCCACCGAUUGAUUAUUAUGGAAUUCUAAAUGUUUCUAAAGAGGCCACCGAAAAUGAAAUAAAAGAUUCUUACAAAAAAUUGUGUAGAACUUUUCAUCCUGAUAAACACUUAGAUCCGGAAAGUAAAAGUACCGCGGAGAAAAAUUUUCAAAUAAUUCAUAAAGCUUAUGAAGUUCUUACUGACCCUACAAAAAGAACAAUUUAUGAUAUGUUUGGCGAAGAAGGUUUAAAUACUUCAUGGGAAGUUGGCUAUCGAUACAAAACUCCUGAUGAGCUUAGAGAAGAGUUUGAAAAAAAAGCGAGAGCUCAAAGAGAAGAAGAUGCAGAGAAUUUAGUUAGAUCAAAGGGUGACAUUGUUUUAAGUGUUGAUGCAAGACAAUUAUUUGAUUCGUAUGAUAUCCAAAGGUAUAACAUUGAGAAAAAGGAGAGAUUUAAAUUUAAUGACUUAUUUGAAAAAGUUGAAAUAACUCAAUUAUACCUGAAGAACUCUUUUGAGACUCAAUUCCAACCUGAAACAAAUGGAAUCAUUGUUGGCCAUACAGUUUUACGUAAUGGAAUUGGAGGUGGAAAUAUUGUCGGAACAUUAAGGCACACAUUUUCACCAAGUUUUUGGGCAGAAGUUGGCGCAUCUCUUAUUGAACCAAGAUUGCUGACUGUAAAAGGAACUUAUAACAUUGAUAAUGAUAGUUUUAUCACAUGUUUUGGAGACGCCAAUACAAUCUAUGCCCCUCCAACGUUUGAAAUUACUGCUGGUAGAAGAUUAGGUGGAUUUAACACUGGUUAUCUAACCUAUAAAACUGGUUCAUGGAUAUUAGGACCUUGGGGCAGAAGAUAUUCGGCGGGUGGUUUACGAGGUCGUGUUGGUGCUAAAUCUGCUGUCGCAAUUGGUAUUACCGGAGCAAAUGAUAGUAAAACUGGUUAUGGAUUGGAAUUACAAACUGGAAUAACGCAAUCACAUCUUUCUGCUAAUUAUAACAUGAAAGUAUUUGAUGAUUAUCAGUUAAGAGUUUCAACAACUUUAUCUACAUCAAGUGGCCUGACAAAUACUAUAAUGGGUGAAAGAAAAGUUACCAAUAGCACAAAAGUUGCUUUAGCUAUCGAUUUUGGAAUUCCUACUGGAAUUAUUUUUAGAUGCAGGUUUAAUCGUUUAGGACAAAAAAUUUCUAUUCCAGUACACGUGACUUCUGAUUUAGAUUUUAGAUUUAUUUUAUUUGGCACUUUAGUCCCAGUCGUUUCAAUCGUUUUCACGGAACAAGUUAUAUUAAAACCAAGACGUAAAAGAAUAAUGGCAGAGAAAAUAGCAGCAUUAAGACAACGUCAUUCCGAAUAUAUACAAAGUCGUAGACAAGAAGCAGAAGAAGCAAUUCGUUUGAUGAAGCCAUCUGUCGAAAGAAAAAUUGAAACAGAACAUGCAAAAGAUGAUGUUUUUGAUGUGAGAAUACCUGUACAAGCUUUGGUACACGAAUCACAAUUAUCUAUACCAGGUGGUUACUCAAAGUCUAAUAUUUUAGGUUUUUAUGAUCCAUGUAUGGGAGAGAAAAAGAAAUUAAGAAUUAGGUAUCAGUUUAAACGUAAGAUACAUGAAGUUAUUGUGGAUGAUAGAUCAACUGUUGUAUGUCCUUUACGAUCUCAUGUUAUAUCUGGUUAA
Entrophospora candida is the source of this 1809-nucleotide messenger RNA. Lineage: Eukaryota; Fungi; Glomeromycota; Glomeromycetes; Entrophosporales; Entrophosporaceae. The record is from the annotation of a GenBank genome assembly.